CAACGGUAGCACGGCGAACUUUGUUACGCAGAGCCUGUCGGAGAAACUGGGUUUGUCACAACGCGGUACGAGCACCAAGACAUAAGGCUAAAAAUGUCCAGCCUAUAAUGGGUCAGCUGCCGUUAGCUAGGACACAACUUGAAUUCCCAUUUCUACAUUGUUAUGUUGACUAUGCUGGACCAGUAUUGAUAGCUAAUCGUAAGGGCCGCGGGAGCAAACUUUCAAAAUCGUAUAUGUGCAUCUUUGUUUGCUCUGCAGUGAAAGCUGUACAUUUGGAGCUCGUCACAGAUCUCACCACCGAGGCUUAUAUGGCCGCUUUAAAUCGGUUUGUGGCACGUCGAGGUAAGCCUCGAAGUAUUACAUCCGACAACGGUACGAAUUUCGUUGGCGCAUCCAAUGAAAUGCAAAGGUUUUUGCGUACCUCGAAUGUCGCAUCUGAAACGGCACAGCAGAGCAUCGAAUUUAUUUUCACGCCUGCCUACUCUCCUCAUUUUAAUUCAUUAGCAGAAGCUGCCGUAAGGUCCUUUAAACAUCACCUAAGACGUAUAUUAAAAUUAACUCAUUUUACCUAUGAAGAGAUGACAACUUGUCUCAUUCAAAUAGAAGCAGUUCUAAAUUGUCGCCCUCUCACCCCCCUUUCAUCGGAUCCUAAUGAUUUUUCGGCUCUUACACCCUCACACUUCCUAAUUGGACGGCCACUCCUAUCUGUGCCACAACCACAGGUGACUGACACUGACGUCAACCUCUCGAGACUGGACAGAUGGCGUAGAAUUCAGCACAUACGACAACAUUUCUGGAGACGAUUUCAUAAUGAAUACAUUUCCAUACUUCAGGCAAAAACAAAAUGA
Molecule: messenger RNA, 848 nt
Organism: Achroia grisella
Lineage: Eukaryota; Metazoa; Arthropoda; Insecta; Lepidoptera; Pyralidae
Exons: 2
Coding region: 108-848 (246 amino acids)
Biological process (GO): DNA integration
Molecular function (GO): nucleic acid binding
Source: RefSeq, a predicted model, not a curated record